Molecule: messenger RNA, 3812 nt
Organism: Chlamydomonas reinhardtii
Lineage: Eukaryota; Viridiplantae; Chlorophyta; Chlorophyceae; Chlamydomonadales; Chlamydomonadaceae
Exons: 3
Coding region: 291-1958 (555 amino acids)
Source: RefSeq, a predicted model, not a curated record
CUUCCGCCCCAAAGCUAUACCGUGUCGCGAAAACGUACUCGUUACUACUUUCGUUGAACGGCAAGAACUGUGAGCGCACUAUUGGGGCUAAAAUGGCUGCCCGACCAGCCGUCACGCUUACAGCCGAAGAACACGCAACGCUGCAGCGGGUGCGGAUCGCCGUCCAAGCGGUCGCCAGCAGCUCGGGCAGCGGCGAGCUCGGGAGUGCGCAGGCGCUCGCCCAGGCACUCGCCGCCCGCUGUGGCUUGGUCGCUACGGUUCGUCAGGGUAUAUCAACGGACUUUCAUCAUAUGCGUCACGCAUUCCUGCUCGUUCAGCUUUACCCUGGGCAAGGACCCGCAGUUGUUGUGGACCCGAACUUCCGGGACCGCUUCGUGUACAGCAUGCUGCCCCCAAACACGACCUACGGCGCCUGCGUCGCAGCGUUGCCGAAGCUGUUUGUGGGCACGCUGGCCACCAUCGCCUCCCUGGUGAACCUCGUGUCAUCGGCCCUGCAAAAAGAGGCUGCUGCCCGGGGCCACGACCUGCCGCCGUGGCGCAGCCCCCGCGCGCUCAUGACCAACUGGCUACCCGCGCGCUUCACCGACUCGGUGCACGCCCCGCCCGCGUGCGGCCUGCACCCUGUGCUCCUCAACACCACCCACGGCCACAGCCAGCAGCCGACUGCCACCGCCCCCACCUCUGCCUGCGGCAGCUCUGCAGCAGCCUGCUCCGCAACCGCCCAGGCCGGCGGCCGCCAGUUGGGCCCCAGCACCGUCGUCCGCGGCUUCAUCGCGGCACCGGCGCCGGUUUCUUCCGCUGCCGCGCCCAUGGCGAUCCCCGCCGGGAACGGGCGGCCGCUGGUGCUGAACCUUCUGACCACCACGACCUCCUGCAACACCACCACCUCGGCCUGCUGCUCGGCCAACAGCAGUCUGUGUAGCAGCCCCGCAAGCAGCUGCGGCCUCGCCAGCCCCAACCGCAGCCACAUCAGCACGGCCGCGGCCAGCAGUAGCCAGACCGUCAUGGCGGGCGACGGCGCAGACACCAGCGCAGACGCAUCGUGCGCUGCGGACGGCGACCAUUGCCGCCGCGCCGACGCUGCGGGCGCUGCAGGUGCGCGGGCGCUGGCCAUCGCGCUGGCCAUGGGCUGCGCUGAGGAGGAGCGCUGCUGCCUUGCCAAGUCCACCCUCAACCACAGCCACCAGCAGCACCAGCAGCCAGACAGCCAGCCGCUGCGGCCGCCGCUCCGGAAGCGUGUGUCGCUCCUCACCCGUAGUCUGUCUGCCGCGGCGGCGUCCGCUGCGCAGAAGGCGGCGGCGCGGGUGUCGUUUGCCGCAGCGCCCCUUGCGCCGCGAUCCAUCAGCAUCCGCGCCGCCGCCGCGGCGGUGACCGGUGUCCGGGGCGGUGAGGUCCAGCCCGCGGGUGACCGUGUGGUAUGCAUUAAGCAUGUGGAGGAGGAGGAGGCGCAGCAGCGCGGCUCCAACCAGGCCAUCGCAGCGCUCCGCCAGGACGCUGUUGCCACACCCUCGGGCCGGUGCUCCUCAGCAGCGCGUCAGGCGGCGCCCCACGCGGCGGUGCCGGUGAAGGCUGCUACUGGUAAAGGCGGCUGCGCAGCAGCAGCAGCAGCUGCGUGUGAGGUGGUGGCGGCGUCGAGCCUACCCAUGCGACACUGUGUGUCGUCCGCCAACCUGACGGCCCUCAAGCAGCUGCCCGUCCGCAGCGGCGUUUGGGAGGACGCCCCGGCACGGCCGCUGCCCUGCAGGCGGCACCCGGCCCUGCAGCCGGCGGCGGAGGCCAAUAUGCCGCUGCCCGCGCCGCCCAUGGCUGCGCCCGCGGCCCCUGCUCAACAGACCGCGCAGCCCAGCGGCGGGGUGGUGCCCGGCACUCGCCGCUGCUUCGCACCCCGUGUGUCGGCGGAGACAGUGCCGAUUCUGGAUACGACGGCUGCCGUGGCGCCCAUUGUGCGCUGCUGCUAGUGGUCCAGUUGAUUCCUCGGUCUCGGAUAGAAAGGCAUGAGCUCCGCUUUGCUGCACGUAGGUUGUAGAACAUCACUGCUUAAAUUCUCUGCACUAAAACGUGACCCUCACGGGACCUGGGCAUUGUGCGUCUUUCUUUAUAUUUACAUCGUGGAUAUUGGGACACUUUGUGUGCAUACGGUUCGCAUGUGUACUCGGUAGCCCAGGAGUGGCUGUGUGGAAACCUGCGCACGAAGCCAGAAGAUUUGCAGCCAGCAUGUGGCCACGGCGCAGUGUGCAUGCCCGGAUGUCCGGCAGCCGCGAUUGGAUGUACAACCUGUGAAGGCCCCGCAGUCAACUGAAUACAAGUGACGACACGUGCCUGGGGGCCAUCAACGCGUGGGAAGCCGAAGACAAUCGUCACAAUUACAAUCAGAUAGCGAGCGCUGUCCGUUGUUUUACAGGUUCCGCGGUGCAUUCACGGUGUGGUGUGUGUGGUGGUAGGGGGGCCCAUCCGCCGUCCAUGAAAGACAGUGGGCGGGAUAGUCAAGCCCAAGUGCGGGCAAGUACAGGGGGCUGACGCUGUGACGAGCCUGCCAGGGUGGCGGUUAAGCUGUACCUGUUUUUAAUGCGGUAGUGCGAGCGUGCACGCGCGCUUUGCGCUGCACAUAGGAAUGGGGGCAACGAACGGACCAACCACAUCCAACGCCACGAAGUCGAGUGGGGGCAUAAGAAGCUGUGAAGGCUGGCUGUGACCAGUGGGUAAUACCUUUACGCACGCUCCGAUGGGCAGCUUAUCGUGCAGACGGGCGCCAAAUCCGAUGGCAGUAGCCUGAAAUUGUGGUACUACCAGUUGCACCGGAGCUUGUCAUGCAGUUCUACUUACUUUCAAGUGCGGUCGUGCACGCCUGUUGCGCACCCAGUUCACUAGCUAGCUGUUCUGGUGCUUGUGUGCGGCCCGUAUGCCAUGGCAUGUGGCUGAUGGGUACCAGGCGUACUAAAAGUAUGCGGUACGGUAUGACGGGCUACAAGCCUGCAAUUACCUACACUUAGGUGCGUCUAGGCCGCAGGCCACCAUCAACCGCUACACAGUCCUUUGCGUGGCGGUGGUGACUGGGCUUUACGGCUUGCUACCGACGCGUUCCCGGCAGUAGCAGUAUAAUAGGCAAUAAAUGGCAUUACGCCCCUUUUUGCAGACAUGGUCCAUGGUGAUAGCAAUGUUAGUUGAGGCCACGUCACUGUGUUUGAUGGGUGCAGGAGGUGGUGGCGCAGUGAGAGUGUCUUUGACACCCUGGACGCAAACGAGUGCAAACUUGCAAAGGCAUGGGGAAGGGGGCUCAUGCCGAUGUGGCUCUUGCUGAAACGCAUGGGGGUAAAUUUGGCAUUGUCGCUUCUCUGAGGUUGGGGGCCUGUGGAUACCUGGGACUGACUGUGCAUGGUGCAUGGGCUACUCGUAAUACUGCCGGCGGUGGCACUCAGGAAUGAUGUGGGCGAUUUGGCGUGAUGCAUGUGGGGCUGCGCAAUGACUUGGCCAGGCAGCAGCUUAGGAGGGUAGCAUACCCGGUGAUUCCGGUAUGCUUCGUUUACUCAUGGAGGUACCCAAGAUGAAGCUUGUCUACGCCGCGGGGACGCGCAUGUCUUUGCCCUUCGGUCGUGGACGGCGGAGCCCAUCGCUACGUGCGAAGGCAGGUACUAGAACAGAAUUGCGUUGCCAUGUAACGGAACAAGUGACGCUCAAAGAUUAAGCCCCCUCUGGUACGUGUCUCUGGCGUUGAAGCUCGCAGCCUCGACAGUGGGCAGCACGGCCAAGCUCACGUCCCAUUCGCACAUGAAAGCAACCCACACUCCAGGCCCCAGUACCGGUUCCCUUCAGUU